Molecule: messenger RNA, 5691 nt
Organism: Arachis duranensis
Lineage: Eukaryota; Viridiplantae; Streptophyta; Magnoliopsida; Fabales; Fabaceae
Exons: 16
Coding region: 1-5691 (1896 amino acids)
Biological process (GO): telomere maintenance; DNA repair
Molecular function (GO): DNA helicase activity
Source: RefSeq, a predicted model, not a curated record
AUGGUACUAGAAGACUAUCGAUUGACUCCCAAGCUUGCAAGAGCCAGGCGAAUGAGCAUUUUAAGAAGCAAGAGGUUGAACCAUACUUUGAAUGUCAAUGAUAUUCUUAGAUAUAGUUUUUCUGAUUUUCUUGAUACAUCUCUAAAAGAUCAUUCACCUCAAGUCGUGCUUCCUCUCAAGAGAACUUCUUCAGCUGUUUCAAAUGACAGUAUUAGUCGCUUCAUAUCAACUGAGAAAGGUCAUUCAAGUUGUACAGGUCACCAAAUGUUUAAAGUGAAUUUUCAUGAUCCUGUGAAUUUGAGUUCUAAUAUCUCCAGCAGCCGAGAUAAGAAAAAAGUUACAUUAAAGGGAACAUUAGGAACUCCUUUGUUAGAUGUUACAAAUGUAGGUUGGAAUAAUAGCAGCAGAUAUAAAUCAUGUACCCUUAGUAACACUAAUGCAAAUUUACAAAAGGAUAAAAGUCAUAAACCUACCUACGUUGAUGGUGCUGAUUAUCUAUUUUGCAACAAUAAAAUAAUAACCUCUUCAAGCAUGAAUAAUAAUUUGGAGAGUUGUAUUAUACAUAAUCACAAGAGAUUCACCAAGCAAACAGAUACAAUUAUCAGAGAAGUAUGUAGAAGUAACAACAAGCUAUUUACAUCUUCUGUUCAUGACCUUGGACAGUCUUCUAAAAAUGCAAAUAAUGUAAUUCAUGAUUCCAAUGUAUCAGAUUUAUAUCAUCAUGAAGUUGUUGAUGUAUUCGAUGACAUUAAUUUAGAAAGUGAUUACUCUAUUGAUUUUCAUGACGACAAUAUCAUUGAUGAAAGUGCGACUGCAUACGAGAUUGACAGCUUAGUUAUUGAUGAAGAAGCUUUUUGGGAUGCGGGUGAUCCUUCUCAUACAUGUAUAUAUUGCAAAGCUUUGAUGUGGGAUCAUGAGAGACUUUCAAAGAGUAUCAAUAGUGUCACUCCUCAUUUUGGUUUGUGCUGUAUGGAUGGCAAAGUUGAGUUGCCCUUAAUGAAACAGGCCCCAGAUAAUCUAAAAGCAUUGUAUUUUUUGGACGAUGAAAUGGGCCGAUACUUUCGAAAAAACAUAAGGGCAUUUAAUGCAAUGUUUUCAUUCACAUCAAUGGCUGGCAAGAUUAACCAUAAAAUUAACAAUGGUUCCGGUCCGCCGUCAUUUAUUUUGAGUGGCCAGAACUAUCACUCAAUCGGAAGUCUUAUUCCACAAGCAAAUGAAAAACCAAGAUUUGCACAGCUCUACAUUUAUGAUACGGACAACGAGAUUCAUAACAGAAUUAGUGCUGUUCUCCCAGUAAGUUCGGUGGGUAAUCUUGAACAUGAUAUAGUUUUUGUUGAUGUAUUCGAUGACAUUAAUUUAGAAAGUGAUUACUCUAUUGAUUUUCAAGACGACAAUGUCAUUGAUGAAAGUGCGACUGCAUACGAGAUUGACAGCUUAGUUAUUGAUGAAGAAGCUUUUUGGGAUGCGGGUGAUCCUUCUCAUACAUGUAUAUAUUGCAAAGCUUUGAUGUGGGAUCAUGAGAGACUUUCAAAGAGUAUCAAUAGUGUCACUCCUCAUUUUGGUUUGUGCUGUAUGGAUGGCAAAGUUGAGUUGCCCCUAAUGAAACAGGCCCCAGAUAAUCUAAAAGCAUUGUAUUUUUUGGACGAUGAAAUGGGCCGAUACUUUCGAAAAAACAUAAGGGCAUUUAAUGCAAUGUUUUCAUUCACAUCAAUGGCUGGCAAGAUUAACCAUAAAAUUAACAAUGGUUCCGGUCCGCCGUCAUUUAUUUUGAGUGGCCAGAACUAUCACUCAAUCGGAAGUCUUAUUCCACAAGCAAAUGAAAAACCAAGAUUUGCACAGCUCUACAUUUAUGAUACGGACAACGAGAUUCAUAACAGAAUUAGUGCUGUUCUCCCAGUAAGUUUGGUGGGUAAUCUUGAACAUGAUAUAGUUUGUAUGCUGAAAAAUAUGCUAGAUGAGCAUAAUCCUUUGGCACAGUCGUUCCGUUAUGCUCGGGAUAGAUUCACCGAGUCACAUUCUCUUGAUAUGAAGUUAAAACUGAUUAGGCGUAGGGAAAAAGAUGGUCGGCGAUACAACUUGCCUACUGCAUCAGAAGUUGCAGCAUUGGUAGUUGGUGACAUUGAUGAUUCUUUAUUGGACAGAGAUAUCAUAUUGGAAACCAAAUCAAAACAACUAAAGAAGAUUGAUGUUAUCCAUCCAUUGUAUUUGGCUUUGCAGUAUCCUCUUAUUUUUCCAUAUGGUGAGGAUGGAUAUAGAACAGGCAUCUUAGCAGCUUCUCGAUACAAUGUUGACGGUUCAAAGAAGAGGAAUACAAUAAGCAUGAGGGAAUUCUUUGCAUUUCGACUGCAAAUGAGGUCAUCUGAGUCACCAAUUCUGCUUAACUCCCGUAGGUUGUUCCAACAGUUCUUGGUUGAUGCAUAUACUAUGGUAGAGUCUGAGUGUCUUAGUUUUCUUCGUUUCAACCAACCAAAGUUGAGGGUUGAAAAGUACAAGUUAUUGCAUGAGUCUUUAGUUAGAGGUGAAGCAGAUGCUGUUUCAAGUGGUCAAAGAAUAAUUCUCCCAAACACUUUUACGGGUGGACCUAGAUACAUGUUUAAUAAUUGCAAGGAUGCAUUUGCUCUUUGCAAGCAUUUUGGUUAUCCAAGUUUUUUUGUCACCAUCACAUGCAAUCCUGAAUGGGAUGAGAUAAAGCGCUUAUUAAUUGGUACUGGCCUUAAAGCAGAAGAUCGUCCUGAUAUUACAUCAAGAGUUUUUAAGAUUAAGCUAAACAACUUAAUCAGAGAUUUUAAGUAUGGUGAUAUUUUUGGAAAGAUUUCUGGAUAUGUAUGCACUAUUGAAUUUCAGAAGAGGGGUCUUCCUCAUGCUCAUAUUUUGUUGUUCAUGCAUCCUCUUUCAAAACCUAGGUCUCCUGAUGAUAUAGAUAAGUUAAUAUCGGCACAAAUACCCGAUAAACGUCGAAGGCCUAAGUUAUAUGCUGCUGUUGAGAAAUUCAUGGUUCAUGGUCCAUGUGGCAAGUAUAACAAGAAUAGUCCUUGCAUGGUAAAUGGUUUGUGCUCCAAAUAUUUUCCCAAACAAUUUAGACAACGUACUGUUGUUGAUGAAGCUGGGUUCCCAAAGUAUUGUAGGCCAAAAAAUGGUCGCACCAUAAUAAAAAAGGGUGCAACUCUUGAUAACUCUUUUAUUGUCCCGUACAACCCAACUUUGUUAUUAAGGUAUGGUUGUCACAUUAAUGUUGAGCAUACUUGCCAAACUUCUGCCAUCAAAUAUUUAUUCAAGUAUGUUCACAAAGGAAAUGAUCGUGUUACUGCUUCAUUCUACCAGACAUCAGUUAAUGGUAAUGCUCCUCCUAUUGUGGAUGAGAUUAACAACUAUUAUGAUUGUAGAUACAUUUCUGCAUGUGAAGCUGCUUGGAGAUUAUAUGGUUAUGAUAUUCAAGUUAAGGAGCCUGCUGUUAUCAGACUUCCAUUUCACCUACCAGAUGAGAAUCCUGUUAUUUUCAAGGAAUACGAGGGUAUUCAGGAUGUCCUUAGUCGUGUUGAUGCGAAGUUCACUAAAUUACAAGCAUGGUUUGUUGUGAAUAAAUAUUUUCCAUUGGCUAGGUCAUUGACCUAUUGUGAGUUUCCACAGAAAUUUGUAUGGAAGGACGAUAUUUCAAUGUGGAUUCCAAGGAAACAAGGUUAUUCUAUUAGUAGGUUGACACAUGUUCCUAGAGGUAAUGGCGAGGAUUAUUAUCUUAGACUUCUUCUCAACAUUCAGAAAGGUUGCACCAGUUUUGAGGAAAUACGCACUGUUGAUGUUGUUACACACAACACUUUCAAAGAAGCAUGCUAUGCAAACUAUGUUCGUGACCUUUUUGUUGAUGCUAUUCUUGAAGAAAGUACUUGGGCUUCAGCCAACUAUGUUCGUGACCUUUUUGUCAUGCUUCUGAUAUCAAACAACAUAGCAUGUCCAGAUUUUGUUUUAGAAAGAUGCUAUAAAGAAUUAUCUGAGGAUAUUUUAUUUGAGCAAAGAAGAAUUCAUCAUGUUCAAGAUCUUCAUUUGUCUGACGAGCAUAUCAUGAACUUGACCCUUGCAAAAAUUGAAGACAAGAUGCAAGCUAAUGGAAGGUCUCUUAAAGAGUUUCCAGCGAUGCCCUACCCAUCAUUAGAUCUUUUUCAUGGUUUAGAAGAUCGCUUAUUGUUGGACGAGGUUAAUUUUGAUCGUUCUUUGCUUAAGCAGCAAUAUAUGCAAUCUCUAAAGACCAUGACAGAUGAGCAACGAUCUGCAUUUGACACCAUUGUUGAUUCCGUAAACAAUGAUCGCGGCGGAUUUUUCUUUCUAUAUGGUUAUGGUGGUACUGGCAAGACGUUCAUCUGGAAUACUCUUUCUGCUUAUCUUAGAUGUGGUGGGAACAUUGUUCUUAAUGUUGCUUCAAGUGGCAUUGCUUCUUUACUACUUCCUAAUGGUCGUACUGCUCACUCAAGAUUUAAAAUACCGUUAAGCAUCAAUGAGGACUCUAUAUGCAACAUAAAGCCGGGAACACCUCUUUGUAAACUUAUUUGUAAAGCAAAGCUUAUUAUAUGGGAUGAGGCACCAAUGUUAAGUAAGUAUUGUUACGAAGCUCUUGACAAGUCUCUAAAAGACAUUCUUCGCUUUCAGCCAUCGUUUAAUCCAAACCUUCCAUUUGGUGGCAAAGUUGUUGUACUUGGCGGAGACUUCAGGCAGAUUCUUCCAGUAAUACCUAUGGGUUCACGGCAAGAUAUUGUGCAAGCAUGCAUUAGUUCAUCUUAUCUAUGGGAUUUUUGCACAGUCUUAAAGCUUUCAAAGAAUAUGAGGCUUACUGUUGGUGGUAUGGUUGAAGUUGAUGAUGAUAUCAAAGUUUUUGCAGAUUGGUUAAUUCAAAUUGGGAAUGGAUUGGCAGGUGAUUCAACAGAUGGUGAGUCAGAAGUAGUCAUCCCUAAAGACAUACUUAUUGAUGAUACUGAUGAUGGGUUUCAGAAUUUGGUUACAUUUGUCUACACAGGGUUAUUGAUGAACUUGGAUAACAUUAAUUAUUUCAAGGAGCGCACGAUUCUGGCACCCACUCUUGAAGUUGUCCAUGAGGUCAAUAACACAAUUAUGGAAUUUAUUAAUAGUGAUGAAAAAGUUUAUCUUAGUUCAGACUCAUUAUGUGCUGAAGAGGGCAACAUGGAAUACGAGUUGGAUGCUAUUACAACUGAUGUUCUAAAUUCGAUAAAUUGCUCAGGUUUGCCCAACCAUCAGUUGAAACUCAAAAUUGGUGUACCUGUGAUGCUUCUAAGGAAUAUAGACCAAAGCAAUGGACUUUGCAAUGGUACUCGAUUACAGGUUCGUAGACUUGGAAAUCAUGUAAUUGAAUGCAACAUCUUGACGGGAGACAAGUGUGGUGAAGUAGUUCUCAUUCCACGCAUGAAUAUGGCUCCGAAUAAUGAAACUCUACCUUUCAGGUUUCAACGUAGACAAUUUCCUUUGGUAGUCUCUUUUGCAAUGACCAUAAAUAAAUCUCAAGGUCAAACUUUGAGUAAAGUUGGUUUAUACUUACCUAGACUUGUUUUUACACACGGACAAUUAUAUGUUGCGUUGUCUAGGGUGAAGUCUAGAGAGGGUUUGAGAGUUUUGAUAAAGAAUAAUGGAUCACUAAGUGAUGAUUCUACCUUAAAUGUUGUGUAUAGGGAAGUUUUUCAGAAUCUCUAA